This is a messenger RNA of Siniperca chuatsi (mandarin fish), 3968 nucleotides long. Its product is annotated as rho-related GTP-binding protein RhoQ. Bases 452 to 1075 code for a protein of 207 amino acids. The transcript has 5 exons. Lineage: Eukaryota; Metazoa; Chordata; Actinopteri; Centrarchiformes; Sinipercidae. Gene Ontology annotation, biological process: small GTPase-mediated signal transduction; cortical actin cytoskeleton organization. The record is from RefSeq and is a predicted model, not a curated record. Gene Ontology annotation, molecular function: GTP binding; GTPase activity.
CCGCCUCUCCAACAAGCGCACCCACCUUGUCCAGCAGCAGCACUGUGCGCCAGGCAGCGAGAGCACAGGCGUGGGGCUCACCGGGGAGCGGGCAGGACGGAGUGGCAGCGGCGGCACUUCUCGGAGGAAACACGGUCGUUUCUUGGUUAGUAGGAAACUGUUUAAGACCUCUUAGGACUCAGGGGGUACUGUUCAUUUUGUCAGCCGUGGAAAGGGAACUCCUUCACGGUCAAAUUUGGGAGUACCGUAACCUGUGGUGUGGAGGAAGGGAGAAAGAUGCAGUCCCGAUCCGACUCGGUGCGCCGCGCAGUCCGCCUCCGAGGCUGGUGAUGCCCGCCGUGCGGGGAUCACCGCCCAGCAGCAGCAGCAGCAGCAGCGGCGGCAGAGGGAGGAGGAGGUCAGGACAACAGGGCGUCGGGGGGCCGGUGAUGAUGAUGGUAAGGUCGGGAUCAUGGCUAACGGAACCGGCACUAUCAUGUUAAAAUGCGUCGUGGUCGGAGACGGUGCAGUGGGCAAAACGUGUCUUCUGAUGAGCUAUGCCAAUGACGCCUUUCCAGAGGAGUAUGUACCCACAGUCUUUGAUCAUUAUGCAGUGAGUGUCAACGUCGGAGGAAAGCAGUACUUGUUGGGACUGUAUGACACAGCUGGUCAGGAGGACUACGACCGCCUCAGGCCGUUGUCCUACCCCAUGACCGAUGUCUUCCUCAUCUGCUUCUCUGUGGUUAACCCUGCCAGUUUCCAGAAUGUGCGUGAAGAAUGGGUGCCGGAGUUGCAGGAGUAUGCACCCAGUGUCCCCUACCUGCUCAUCGGCACCCAGAUUGACCUUCGUGAUGACCCCAAGACCAUUGCCAAACUGAAUGACAUGAAGGAGAAGCCCAUCGCCACUGAGCAAGGACAGAAACUAGCGAAGGAGAUUGGUGCAUGUUGCUAUGUGGAAUGUUCAGCUUUGACCCAGAAGGGCCUGAAGACAGUGUUUGACGAGGCCAUCAUUGCAAUUCUGACUCCCAAGAAAAAGAAGGGAGCUCUGAAGAGACGACUGGGACCCCGCUGCAUCAACUGCUGUCUGAUUACGUGAUACAUAAACCCGGAGAUCAUUCAGCAACCAACCAUAAACCAAACCUGGACUGAAGGCAAAAGACAGACAAUAGAAAAAUGCGCAAAAGAGAAGACUGAAAAGGACAAAACAAGAGCUACUUUUAAGCUGCAGGGCUCUUGAAAGGCCAUAACUCUCUCCUGCUGUCCAACACGGUUUGAGGAUGCAGUUUACUACCAAAGGAGCACAAAACCCAAGUCAGUCUUUUCUUCAAAAAUACUUUUUGCCUCAAAAGUACCUUCUUUUAUAACCAUUUUUAAUCAUUUUUCCUGUACACAAUUGUGGUAAGCUGUCAUACAAAAAACACAAAAAGACAUUUCAGUUUCAAGAGAAAUACUACAUUUUAAGGAGUUUAUAUUAUUUCUAUGGUUUUGGAAGCUAGAUUAUUGAUUUGUGAAUUUCUCAAUAAUAAGAGCAGAUGUCCAUAUCAGGAGAGAAAACCUGCAGCUGAUAAACACGAGAGGCUGACUUAAGUGACACUGUGACAGUGGCCAGGAUACAUUUCUGGACAAAGGGGCCCAGUUUUUUCAAUUUAAAACUUGUGCUACAAAGACUCUUUUGGCCCCUAAAGUCUUUCUCUAAUUAUUUGUCAAUUGAGGACCUGCAAACUACACAAGGUGCUUUGCGUUGUGUGGGGGAUAGCACAAAUGAGUGAAAUGCUGUUCAGUCAACACAUUUUGGACCUAGAACUGUAUUAUUUUAAAGUUUAAGAAUCUUGUUUUUUCCUUAUGAAAACCCCAUUAUUUUAUAGUGUGGCAUGCCAAAACUUACUGUAAGUUAGGACUGGGGCUGAGGUCUUCAUCAGGAAUGGAAGAGGUCUAUUAUCCAUUUUUUAAAAUAUAUAUUAUCCAGAGUUUAUGAUUCUAUAUCUCUAAAAUAGAGAUGAUCUAGUCUGUGCAAAUAUUAUUUUGUCAGCUGACAAAACUGCUUGAAAUCUGUUUUAAUUUUGUUAUCCUGCAAUAAUGUGUUAUCCUUUUAUCACCUUUUAAGAAGGUUUAGAAGAGAGAAGAAGAAGAUGGAUCUCAUUUUAGAAAUGAAACCCUGUUUCAUAUCCAACAUCCAAAGAAUCAAAUCCACACUUUCAUUACGGCUAAGGUGACCCAAUACUGUAUAUCUAAUGCACAACAUGAAGCACAGUCAACACCACUUCAUUUCCUGGCACAACAAAGCACCCCCCCCCCCAAAAAAAAAAAAAGGCUGAUUGAAGCACAAAAGAUGCACACUGUUCCGUCAGGCACAAGUUUGAGCAUAGCACACCAUCUUACCACGCACAAUCAUAGUCCAUCAAGUCUCUAAAAUACAUACAAAUAUUAGCCUUUCAUUAAAUACGGUCAAACCGCUUUGAAAGGGUACAGGAAGGGUUUGCGGCUUUUUGCACCAGUUGUUCGUAAGUUCAAACUUGGCCUAGUUUUAAUGUUAAGUGUUGAACUAAGUGGAGAAACUAAAUUUAAACAGCUUGCACCACAGAAACUAGUUCUUACGUUGAGAUUAGCUGUUAGUAAAUAUUUACACUCGGCGUAGCUGUUGCAUAGCGUUAGCUAACUGAACCAACUGACAAAGCUAACGUUAGCUUGCAAAGAUAUGACUUGUUUCGAGUGAAGAGUAAAAGAGGUAAAAAUGGAAUAUGGUCAACAUAUUUGACCUGACACCUUAAAAUUCUGUUUAAUAAUGAUGUAAACUGGGAAGGUUUCAAAUUCCAUUUUACAAAAACAACACAAUAUACCUCAAAUUACACAAAGUUAUGCCAAUAAUGUUAGAUUAAAUGAUGUAGCAAAAUAACAUUGCAUAAUCGGAUACUUCCCAUUCAUUCUAAACUGUAUUAAUAUUUCUAACUACGACAAACAUGUUUCUCUUCCUGUAUGCAUAUAUAAAUAAAAAGUCAUACCUACAUUUACAAAGUAUUAACACUUGAGUUUAAUAUAUCACUUGGACCCCUAAAACUGUUAUUUUUGGCAAUUAUGUUUAAAUACACAUUACAAAAGUCUAAAGACAUUUCUUGAGUUUGAAUGGUGCAACCCAAUUUAGUAAAUCACUGAUCUGAAACUAGCGAGUAGUCACUGAGAACUUCGAAAGGACUUUACACACAAACUUGGCGAUGGAUUUACGAAUAGCUGGUGCCGCCAAGUCUGUAGAAGUCAAUCCUUCAAUAGAGUUGUUACCAAAUUCGAAGUUAUGAGGUCCUCACAUGACAGCUGUGAAGGGUUUUAUACAGUGUAUGGAAACAACAUUAGUUUGACCACCACCCAUGUACCAAUCCUGUCUUUUUAGUAACACUAUAGAAACAGGUCAUCCCAUAAGAAUUCAUUGAUCCGUGUAAUAAAGUCACAUUCUACAACAUUUCAAAUAGAAACUGAGAUAAUAUGUGAAAUUUACCAGGAUUUAGAGAGUAGUUUAAAGAUCUAUGAGCCCCCCAAAUAAUUGUAUGCAACAAUGGUGUCAAGCCUACAUGACUAUAAUACUGUAGGUAAUAACUUGAGGUUGUGACUGAACUUUUCUCGCAUUCAGCUCUUCUUGUUUUUAUGCAUUUGUUAUUGGCUUUUUCUAACUUUUUUUUUUUGGGAAAGAUAUUAAUCAAAGGUGCCAACUCUUGCUAAAUGACUUCUGUUCAUUUUCUGUUCAGAGUCAGAUAUGAUGAUUGAUUAAAGCUUUAAUGUAAAUGGUGCUCGUCCUCUCUGUCCCAGCCUGCGUUGUAACUGUAACUUUGAGCAGCAGAGUGGAUUGCGGGGUGAACAGCCUUCUCUCUCGGACAGUUUUGCUUGCUUACGUUGUGUGAAGGUCCACCCUCAGGAUCCAGGACCUAAGUGCCGCAGCCACCAAUGCAUUUUCCCCAUUAAUGCUCCUCUCUUCUCAAUAAAUGUGUUUACUGUGUUAAUAA